Molecule: messenger RNA, 2636 nt
Organism: Pistacia vera
Lineage: Eukaryota; Viridiplantae; Streptophyta; Magnoliopsida; Sapindales; Anacardiaceae
Exons: 4
Coding region: 84-2591 (835 amino acids)
Biological process (GO): protein phosphorylation
Cellular component (GO): plasma membrane
Molecular function (GO): protein kinase activity; ATP binding
Source: RefSeq, a predicted model, not a curated record
UAAGAUUCUCACAUUGUUCUACAAGCAAAGCCAUUAAACAUUAUACAAAAUGCUAUGGCCUCUCUUACAAUGGUGGGAAAAUCAUGACAGAACCAGUCACAGUUUCUCUUCUAUGGUUUGGAACUAGAUGGGAAGAAUCAGGUAGAGAAACUAUCCGGAACGCGAUCGCGUCUUUAGUUCCAUCUAGGUAUAAUGCUGGGGAUUCUGAGGUGCCUACCUUGGGAGAUUGGUGGGAUAUUGUGAGACAAUAUAGAGACGAUUCAAAUGCUCAAGUGACUGAUAGAGUAAGUGUUGGUGCUGAGUGUUUCUACUCAGGUUCUGAACUCAAUAUGACCCUAGACCGGGUGGUGGAGAUCGGAAAAUCAGUGUUUAACAAGACCGCUGUUGAAGGAUCUGGUGGGAGAUUGAAUUGUACUCGAGUUUUCGAUGUGGAUGAGAACCGUAUUUAUCACAUUCUGUUUUCUUAUUCCGUGAUGUUCUUUGAAGGGCAGCAGCAGAGGGAGUUUACGGACUGGUGUAGUGGGAAGUUUCAGCUUCCAGGGAUGAUGGUGAGCAUGACAUGGGCAAGAGAACCUCAAAUUGCUGCUGAUCAAUGUUCAAUAUCGUUUCGCAGGAGUUCUUAUCUAGGCCCUCCGAAUGGUGAUGAGAAGAUUGACAGCUUGGUGGGUCAUAUGGUGGCAAAAAUAGCAGAAGAGGUAACUGAUCAAGAUGGAAGAGGAUGGAUUAGUAAUGAUGGAACUGGACUGACAAUCAGUAGUUCUUGUAUUUCUCCAUUCGGAGAAGCGAAAACUCUUCCUCCUCCUCUAUAUGUCGAUGAAGAAAGGAGAUUUAGCUUUAAUGCAGUUGGAUUGAAUGGCUAUAGAUACAUUGUGCCAUAUAUUUGGGAUCAGAAUAUCAGAAACUGUGCCUUGAAACCCUCAGAAACCUGUAGCAGAAAUGCAGUUGUUCUUGAGCAGGCGAGCGGGCGCUUGAAGGGAGGCAUUGUGGUGAACCACACUGAUGGUUUGCAGCCAUAUCCUCCAAACCAAAAAUGUCAGUGGGAAAUCAACUUCCCAGAUGCAAAAUUCAUAAGUUUUACUGUCAACUUCCUUGCAAUUUCAGCAGACAGCGAUGACCGCCUCAGAAUUUGCCAGCCAAAUUCAAAUCCUGUGCAAUGCUCAACCAUUCAAUCCAAUAAUGGAGAUUUUGAUAAGAACUUCAAGGUCUUUGGCUCAAAAGCUUCCAUUGAAUUUUCAAGUGGGGAUCAUGUUGCCUUUAAAUCAAGAGGAUGGGAGCUGAGCUAUACUGCAGGAAUGUGCAAUGGGAAGAAAGAUGUUUAUGAUCCUGAUGGAACAAUCGGCAACGCUUCAUCUUCCUAUGUAAAAGGUCUUACUUGUCAAUGGAUUCUCCAUGGAAAACCAGGGACUCCUGUAAACUUAAGUUUCAUUCACAUUAACAUCACAAAGAAUUUGGACUUUCUUGCAAUAAACAAUGGCACAAAGCAGCAGAUAGCCAACUUCUCAGGUUCUUAUUCCGAGUCUGAUCUCCCGAAAAUGAACCUAACCGGUGAGGUUACGAUAAUUUUUGCAACUCAAACAGAUGAAGGACAAGGCUGGUCAGCUAAAUUUCACAUCUCUUCUCCUGUUGACAGAAACAAAAAGGUUUGGCUUGUCAUUGUCAUUGUUGUUUUGGCAAUUAUAUCAGCCAUUGUUUCGCUUUCUUUCGUGGCAUUAGCCAUACUCAAAAGAAGAAGAAUGCAUAAAACCUCCUUGGACUCAGUUGAAGAGCUAAUGCAAGUAAGAGUAGAUAUAAAUAGAGAACUCAACAGAAUUGGAGAGGGACCUUCUGCAAUAGUCUACAGAGCAGUUUCAACAAAUGGAAAUACAGUAGCGGUUAAAUCUCGAAGAGAUUCAUCUUCGGAUACAGGAUUAGAAGAAGAGAUUUUGCUCAAAUCCUCAUUUCAUCCCCACAUUGUUUCCUUACUAGGAUAUGCUCAAGCUCAAAAUGGACUUCGACAACGAUGCUUAGUCUUCGAGUUUAUGCAAAGGGGAAGCUUGAGAUGGAACCUGAGGGAAGAUGGAGGCAACUUGGAUUGGGAAAAGAGGUUAGAAAUAGUAUUACAAAUAUGCUCAGCAAUUCAAAUGCUGCACAUGUACUCGAAGCCUCCAAUAUUUCAUGGAAACAUAACAUCAGAAAACAUUCUUUUGGAUGAAUUCUACAAUGCAAAGUUAUCUGGUUUUGGAGCUGCAAGUUACUUUAGCAGUACUCGAAAUCCUGAAGAAACAUCAGAAAUGGCUGAGGAUAUAUGUAGUUUUGGUCUGCUUCUGGUGGAGCUUUUACAAGGGGAGCCUGUAGUGAAUAGGCAAGGUUGCAGAAACUUCAGCAGGCUUGAGCAGAUUAAUGAUCUGGUGGGUGGUGGCAUCGAGUUUCUCGACCAACGCCUGGCGAUUCCUGAAGAAAAUUGGAAGGUGAUGGGGUUGGCAAAGCUGGGAGAAAUAGCAAAAUGGUGCAUUGGAAGUUGCUGCAGAAUUGAAGGGAAUGAAAAUGAUGCUAAGAUUGGUGAUGUUUUGUCAGGUUUGAGGCAGGUUAAGCAACUGUUUUGUUCUGUUUGAAUGUAGUUUCAGAGGAAGAAAUAGAAUAACUUGAUCAUGUAAAGC